AUGGAUCAUCCAAAAACAAAAACUACAGACAAUUAUACACGAAAACAAAUCAUUUCCAGUCAGCCAACCUACUUCAUAGUCCAUUCUACUGGACAAACACCUCUGUCAAAAUGUUCUCCUUUUCUGAUCCAGAAAUUGUUUGAAUCUACAGUUGGAAAUUUGAAAAAAAUACAAAAAUUGAGGUCAGGAGAUCUGCUUCUAGAAACGGCCUCACCUGAACAGUCUGCAAAACUUUUGGCAAUUAAGACAUUCGGAGAUAUAGAAGUAAUUGUCACCCCACAUGGAAGCUUAAACUCAUCUCGUGGUGUGAUAUCGGAGGUUGAUCUAAUGUCUGAAGAAGAGACAGAUAAUCAGAUUGGCCUGUCAGACCAAGGUGUGACUGCCGUUCAAUGCAUCUCCAUUCGUCGAGAUGGCAAGUUGAUCCCAACCAAACAUCUUAUCCUCACAUUUAACAAGCCGAUAUUACCAACUUCCAUUACUGCAGGAUACCUGCGCUGUCCAGUUUGUCCGUACAUUCCAAAUCCGCUGCGUUGUUUUAAAUGCCAGCGAUUUGGACAUUCUCAAACAUCCUGUCGAGGGAAGAACAUAUGUGCACAGUGUGGAGUUAAGGUCACCAGAGUACUGAGUGUACCACUACUCCAUGCUGUGUGA
Messenger RNA from Centruroides sculpturatus (bark scorpion), 651 nucleotides. RefSeq lists its product as uncharacterized. The coding region runs from base 1 to 651 and encodes 216 amino acids. The transcript has a single exon. Lineage: Eukaryota; Metazoa; Arthropoda; Arachnida; Scorpiones; Buthidae. The record is from RefSeq and is a predicted model, not a curated record.